This is a messenger RNA of Bipolaris victoriae FI3, 1620 nucleotides long. RefSeq lists its product as hypothetical. The record is from RefSeq and is a predicted model, not a curated record. Lineage: Eukaryota; Fungi; Ascomycota; Dothideomycetes; Pleosporales; Pleosporaceae. Gene Ontology annotation, molecular function: calcium:proton antiporter activity. The transcript has 2 exons. The coding region runs from base 1 to 1620 and encodes 539 amino acids. Gene Ontology annotation, cellular component: fungal-type vacuole membrane. Gene Ontology annotation, biological process: intracellular calcium ion homeostasis; calcium ion transmembrane transport.
AUGCAAUCAGAGAAAGAGUUUGGAAUGCCAGACCACCACAACACCGAGCCCACCCCUUCAUCACCAACACAUGCGACUGCUUCAGCCGCCGUUCCAAAUCCUUCGCUUGACAAGGAUGGCGCAACUGAAGCCGACACCGCGCACAAGCCUUCAGUAGAUAGCACUCUUGCGCCCUCCAACCAGGAUCAAAACGCCGGCCCCACUCGCAGAGCAAAGUUCAAGGGCAUAUUCAGGAAAGAGCAUGAAGACCACGAUCAUACCGGCUUGGACUCCCCCGAAGGCGAGGAACUAUCCUUGGAAGAGCGCAAGAAGAAGGCUUUCAAGAGGAAGAUUCCCGUUGGCGCUCAGAUUCGCUUUGUCUUGUUUGGAGCCUGGAUCAACGUCCUCCUCAUCAUGGUACCCGUUGGUUUUGCCGUGUACUAUGCUAGGCUCAAACCUGUGCCCGUCUUCAUCAUCAACUUCAUUGCCAUCAUCCCACUCGCCGCCAUGCUGAGCAAUGCCACCGAAGAACUGGCCAUUCGAGUUGGAGAAACUCUUGGAGGUCUUCUCAACGCCACUUUUGGAAAUGCUGUCGAACUCAUUGUCUCCGUCCAAGCCCUGCUCAAGAACGAAAUCACCAUUGUCAAAACCUCGCUCAUCGGCAGUAUGUUGUCCAACCUGCUGCUUGUCUUGGGUAUGUCCUUCUUUCUCGGAGGUAUCAACCGCGUGGAACAGUUCUUCAACGUGACUGUAGCUCAGACAGCAGCAUCGCUGCUUGCUCUCUGUAUCGCAUCCCUCAUCAUUCCGACUGUGUUCCACAACACAAUUGCCGAAGAUGACGCAGUCGCACACGACGGCCGCGAAGAUGCUGUCAGGAACCAGGAGCUAUCUCACGGAACUGCCGUCAUUCUUCUCCUCGUCUACGCUUGCUACCUCGCUUUCCAGUUGAAGACACACUCCACCAUGUACAACGAGCCCAGUCAAAAGGUGCCCAAGCGCAAGUCCGGCAAGAAGGAAGAAGGUGAUGCAUCGCGCGGCAUUGCAGCCAUUGGUGCUGGUACUGCCGCAGCGUCUGGAGGCGGCGUCAACAUGACUACACUUUUCAAGAACCCAAACUCGGACGAGGAGGACGACGAAGAUGAAUUCGAAGAGCCAUCGCUUUCUGUCAUUGGGGCUCUCAUCACUCUCGCCAUCUCUACUACCCUUGUUGCUUUCUGUUCGGAAUUCAUGGUCUCCAGUAUCGAUGGUCUUACUGCCACUGGUCAUGUCUCCACCACUUUCGUUGGUCUUAUCCUGCUUCCCAUUGUGGGUAACGCCGCCGAGCACGCCACUGCGGUCACCGUCGCCAUCAAGGAUAAGAUGGAUCUCUCCAUUGGUGUUGCUGUCGGUUCCAGCAUGCAGAUUGCGCUUCUUGUUUUCCCUCUGAUCGUCAUUCUUGGAUGGAUCUUGGGCAAGGACUGCAUGACGCUUUACUUCGACACUUUCCAGAUCGCUACAUUGUUCGUCUCAGUGUUGCUUGUAAACUACCUCAUCCAAGACGGAAAGUCACAUUGGCUUGAAGGCAUUUUACUCAUGGCGAGCUAUGUCAUUAUUGCUCUUGCAGCCUGGUUCUACCCCAACCUCGAUGAGGAGCAGUGCUAG